Messenger RNA from Prorocentrum cordatum, 348 nucleotides. The record is from the annotation of a GenBank genome assembly. Lineage: Eukaryota; Dinophyceae; Prorocentrales; Prorocentraceae.
AUGAAGGGCCUGGCUGCGCCCAUGCGGCCGUGGACGAUGACAAGGGGGAGCAUGGCACGCCGCGCGCCGCACGCCGAAAUGGCGGCCUGGCAAAUUACAGCCACGUGCAGGCCGCGCGAUUGUGACGGCGGCCAAAUAGGGUCGAGAGUCACCGUACCACGGGUGUCGGACAGAGUAGCGGGUGCAGGGAUGAUGACGGCGGGAGAGGUGAUGGUGAAGGCGGUGACGUUCGAGCUUGCUGGAUGCGGCGUGGACCUGGAUCCGCAGGCAGCAUCCGCGCAGCGCUCGAAUUACAAUCCUGGGCGAGCUCGCUGUUUCCCGCUCGCCGUUGCAGGAAAGGCUGGCUAA